This is a messenger RNA of Varanus komodoensis (Komodo dragon), 3107 nucleotides long. It is a transcript of the gene IDH3B, whose product is annotated as isocitrate dehydrogenase (NAD(+)) 3 non-catalytic subunit beta. The coding region runs from base 905 to 2164 and encodes 419 amino acids. The transcript has 11 exons. Gene Ontology annotation, cellular component: mitochondrion. Gene Ontology annotation, biological process: tricarboxylic acid cycle; isocitrate metabolic process. Gene Ontology annotation, molecular function: oxidoreductase activity, acting on the CH-OH group of donors, NAD or NADP as acceptor; NAD binding; magnesium ion binding. The record is from RefSeq and is a predicted model, not a curated record. NCBI's taxonomy places the organism in Eukaryota, Metazoa, Chordata, Lepidosauria, Squamata, Varanidae.
UCGGAGCAGCCACAUUGGCCGGCACUGCAAGAGGGGCAAUCCUGUGGCCCCUGGGCAAGUGUCCCUUGACAGCGCCUCUCAGGUCAAGAGACGGGGUCCUGCUUUGGAUGGGCAAGUCCGAGAUCUGACCCUGGAUGCUUCCUUUGCACCUGGCACAGGAAGAACCUUGCCGGAAAAGCAACUUUGGAGUGGGGAGAGGGAAAAGAGUAUUUUGAAGGGAGUGGGUGAGACUGAGGCCAUCUUGAUGCCUCUUCAGCUUCCUUUCCUUCCCCUCCAAAGUGCUCUCACUAGAUGGACUCAAAAGCUCGUCUAGUGAAAGUGGUUGGAAGCAGAGCUGCCGCUACACCCCUUCCACCCCGCCAGCUUGGGGGCUCCCAAUCAAUUGCACCUCGAGGGUGGUGGUAGUUUUGGGGGAUAGACCUAUAGGUUUAUAUUAUGGAGGGUAUAGACAGAGGAAGGUCUUCGUUCCUCACAAUGGCGGAAUCAUUCAUCUUGUGGAUUGAAAACUGGUCUUGGUCGUUCUGGACGAAAAACUUUAUCAAUGCACUCAUAAUAGCUUUCUGGACGUCUAGCUGCAAAAUCGGGCUCGAUGAGACAAAAUCAUGGAUUAGCCAUGUUGGACUAAGCGAACCCUCCUUCCGGGACCAUUUGCUGGGAGCAAAGCAUGCUGGCUUCUUGCGUUGCUCUUGCAGGUGGCCCUGAAAUGCAGCUGGAAAGGAGGAAGCGUCUGUUGUCCCAUUUCUACACCGCCCUGUAGCGUAGCCCAAGCUCCGAGCGGCUGGCAACAGUAGUCACAGAGUCACGGACUGAGGUCACGCAUCCUGAUUCGAGCCAUGCCUGACCUCACUUAGCGUUCAAGAUUAGGCAGGAUAAAACACUUCAGGCUACAUGGAAGCUUGUGGAAAUGGCGCUUGCUCUCCGUCUGAAGGUCAAGCCUGAGGCUGGGCCUGGUCGGGCCCAGAUGAAUUCCCUGGUCUUUGCAUUGGGGGCUGGCGAACAGGCUCCUUUCAGUUAUGGUGUCCCUGGUCUGAUUCUGCCCCAGGGUCUUCUAUUCCCCGCGAAUGGAGUGCUGUGGAGAAGCCUCGGCACCUCGGCAGCAGCUCCCCAGAGGCGGACUCAGGUGGAGAGCACGAAGCCAGAGGGCGUCUUCCCGGCCACCAUGUUGCCAGGGGACGGGGUGGGGCCAGAGCUCAUGCACUCCGUCAAGGAAGUGUUCAAGGCCGCCGGAGUCCCCGUGCAGUUCGAUGAGCACCACCUGAGCGAGGUGCAGAACAUGGCCUCGGAAGAGAUCCUGGACAAGGUGCUUGAGUCCAUGAAGAAGAGCAAGGUGGCCCUCAUAGGAAAGAUCCACACCCCCAUGGAGUACAAAGGCGAACUUGCCUCGUAUGACAUGCGGCUCAGGCGCAAGCUGGACCUCUUCGCCAACGUCGUCCACGUGAGCAGCCUGCCCGGCUACAAAACGCGGCACAACAACCUGGACCUGGUGAUCAUCCGCGAGCAGACCGAGGGCGAGUACAGCUCCCUGGAGCACGAGAGCGCGAAGGGGGUCAUCGAGUGCCUGAAGAUCAUCACUCGGGCCAAGUCGCAGCGCAUCGCCAAGUUCGCCUUCGAUUUUGCCACCAAGAAGGGGCGCUCCAAGGUGACGGCCGUGCACAAGGCCAACAUCAUGAAGCUGGGGGAUGGGCUGUUCCUGCGCUGCUGCGAGGAGGUGGCUGAGCUGUACCCCAAGAUCAAGUUCGACACUAUGAUCAUUGACAACUGCUGCAUGCAGCUCGUGCAGAACCCCUACCAGUUCGACGUCCUGGUGAUGCCCAACCUGUACGGCAACAUCAUCGACAACCUGGCGGCCGGCCUGGUGGGGGGAGCCGGCGUGGUCCCCGGCGAGAGCUACAGCGCCGAGUACGCCGUCUUCGAGAUGGGGGCGCGUCACCCGUUCGCCCAAGCCGUGGGGAGGAACAUCGCCAACCCCACCGCCAUGCUGCUCUCCUCCGCCAACCUGCUGCGGCACCUCAACUUGGAGUACCACUCGGCCAUGAUCCGGGAUGCCGUGCGGAAGGUGAUCAAAGCCGGGAAGGUGCGGACGCAGGACAUGGGCGGUUACUCUACCACCUCUGACUUCGUCAAGUCUGUGAUCGAUCACCUGCACCCGCACUAUGGCGUCUAGGGCUCGGGCUGCCCCGGGCAGGACCCUGCACCCUCCCCGCCCCCUCCCCGCCACACACCUCCGGCCCGCAAGAGCCGUCUCGGCUGCCCGUCCUGGCAGAUCCUGGCUCACGCCACUGCCUGUCCCACACCGGAAGCCGGCUAGCCCAGCCCCCGUGGCGGGAGCAGGUCUUCCUCACACCCAUGCCCACCCCGGGCCCUCCGCCCGGACCCUCCGAAAGGGCUGCCGUGGAGGCCGGGCCCUGGGCCUGAGGCCGGGGGACUCCCGGCUCCUUGAGCCUGGAAGCGGCUGCAGCCGCUUCGUGCCCAGCCUGGUCCUUCGCAGGCUGGCAGCUUUGCUCGUGGGCACAGCGGCACGAGGGGUGUGAGGCUGGGGCUGUGCAGGGCGCCCUGCCGGCUCCCCUCCCCUGCCCUCACGGCUCUCGGCUGGCAGCAGCAGGCACCCCGCAGCCCAGGCUCCUCAAGCGUGGCGCAUGCGCACGCCCGGCAGGCUCCCCCUCAGCAGAGCUGAGCCGCCCCCUUUGCGGGAAGCGCUCUGUGGCCCCCCUCCUGCGCACGUGUCCCCGGGGAGAGCCCUUUCCUUGGCUCCUGCCGUCCUGAGGGACAGGCGGGACUCGAAGCAGACAGGAAGGGCUUCUGCAGCACCCACGAUCCUUUGCAGCUGGAAGCGCCCCGUUGCAAAUGGAGGCCGUGCGGAGCAGUCAGUCAGUCACCUGCCUGAGGAAUGUGCCUUGGUGGGCGUGCAGAGCGCCUAGGGGGGCUUGUCCUGGCCUCAGGCAGGCCUCGGCUUCCGGAGCAGAGGCUGCUGGCUGCUCUGUGUGUGUGUGAGUGUGAGCGAGAGCGCGAGUGAGUCCAAGAACUGGGGUGGGCAGAACAUUGUAAGUAAUCCUUUCCAAUCAUGACCCAUACUAAUUUUGAAUAAACUUGUAAGUCGGCUCCCUGCA